AUGGAUUUGUUCUUUCCAGGGACGGUGCUUGCUGUUGAAGUGCAUUUCGAGAAUAAAGAUAGCGGAUUUUUCUUGAAACACACUGCAAGAUGGAACGGCGCAGGCCCACCUCCAGAACCGAUGGGUACAGCUUUGCCUGGUGCACUACUUUCUUUGGACCGAUUCACUGUAUUACAAGGAUCGGCGCCAGCGUCAGUUAGAGCCACAUACGGUCCAUUUUCCACUAAACAAACUGUACCAGCACGAUACGCAGUACCAGAUCCUCUAGAACCCCCGCGGAGAAAUGCCACACUUCUAGAGCUACAAGAAGCUACAGCGCACAGAAUGGACGUGUCAGCGCAUUUAGUGUUUCGAGAGCUACCUCGUGAUGCACCCGUGCUGCGUGUUUUAUUCCAUACCGGUGGAGAAGGUGGUGCUAGAAGAGCCGCUGCUCGUCCAAGACGUGUUUGUAUAACACUACACGCUAGCCUUGGUUCACGAACUCUAACGGCUACUUGUGGGCCUGAAGGCGAAGAAGGCGCCUGUUUAUCAGAACUAACCAUUCCGGCUGCAUGGUGGCCCGCAGAUGGAAAAGGAAAACGUCCUCCAAGGACAGUGAAAUUGGCUUACAGCGCUGCUGAAGCUAGUAAUGGCGAUUCUGGUGAUGGUGCUUGUGGAAAGGUGUCUGUGCAGCCAGCGUGGCCACUGGGAUCGGUGACUCUUGCUGGAGCUCGUGCCGGGUAUCGUGAGGCACGAGCGGGGGACUCAGCCCUGCUACUUCCCCGGGCACCCCUUUAUCCACACUCCAGACUUCAUCUGCCUUUCGUUGUUCGACGUGACACAAGCCACACCAUUGGACAUGUUGUUAUCAGAAAUUAUUUGGUGCAGCUAAGUUUUGGUUCAAAGGUCGAAUCGAACGGAGGGCAACGAAGAGACUACGAAAUAGUAUCAAAUGAAAUCCUCUUGCAAUGUAGAACAUUUUAAAGAUAACCUUUUUGAAACAUGCUUGUGGCUGGUUUACGCAUGAUUAAGUAGAUAAGUAGUAGGCACUUAAGAUUUUUUUACUUAAUUUUAAGCGAUUAAAUACGUGUAAACAUAUAAAUAAGUUAAAAGUAGCAAGUUGAAAUUUAAUUCUGGUUAAGCUUAUAAGUAGUUAACUAUUUAUAACCAGCUGUGAUGUCGUCAUAAAAUUAGUUUAGGUUUUAAUAAACAAAUAAGAAUGAUCAGGUUGAUAUGUACAAAAGGAUAAAAAGCCUUCCAAAAAAAUAAAAAAGUCAACUGCACUCAUUAAUUAAUUCAUCCAUUCAAUUUAUAUUUUUUAACAGAAUGAAGGUAAAGUCCGGCUUGCGGUUAGUAAGCGUAACCGCAGCUAAUUCGAGAUGGGCGGUGACAGCUGAAGUGAAACCGAGAGCUGCUACUGUCACUGCAACACGAUUGGAGCAGCCUUUACAAGACGAUGAUGGAUUAGACACGGAUAUUGAAGAAAUCGGAGGUGCCGGUGGCCCCGGCUGGGAAGAAGUUUUAACGUGGCUGGUAGAGGUUGGAGCUGAAGGUGAAGGUGAUACCGAAGGAUCUGAGGGAGAGACCGGUCGGGGCACGGCGCGACUGAGCUGGUCUGCUCGGGUGUCUAGCAAUCCUACCACCACCUCCACAACUGAAGAACCACCUCAUGAACACCGUGUCAAUACAAGAUUGGACAUCGAGAAAGACGAUAUACAAGCAGUGUUACCGAUUUCUAAGGUGUCAUCAUCAUGCAGUUCAGUGUACGUGGAUGGUUCAGAGAUUCGUGGCUCAUCUAACGCCUCUGUGAUCGUCAAGUACGGUACCUAUACGGGCCUGGCGCGGUUCACAGUGUGGAUGCCAGAAUAUCCCUUGGAAAUUGAUGUCGAUGACAAUCGUUUAUCACAAAUCAAAGGUUGGAAAGUAUCGGAUGACACUAGCGCAAAGGAGAGAAUGAAACGAUCACUGUCAGCCCGUGGUUGGGGUGGCGCUAGACCAGAUGGUACAAACUCUUUGUCUGAACAGAGAUCAUGUCGUCUCCGGUACCAGCAAAGCAACGUCGAGGUUUACGCCCGAUUCUUGGCCAAAGACCACGAUUCAGGUCGCGUGUCAUACUUCGUGUCGCGUCGCACCUGGCUUAAGGUGACGGAGCUGGUGUUGACUCUGAUGCGCGUAUCCGAUCCUCGUCGUGUCAUUGGUCUGCGUGAAGUUCGUGUGGUGAACGACAAAGUGUCGAUAUCUCGUCUCCUAGUACGAGUCAUAUCUGGUCUUCAGCUGAACAUAUCACCGGAUUCCGCCAUCACAGACGGAUACGUAUCAGAAACUACUGUCACUAGACGUCUCACUGCACAGUACCAGGUAAAAUGUAGAAACUUGGUACCAUAGGUAUAGCAUAGCUUUAAUGAAAUAUAACAUUUAUUACCUUAUAAAUUAAGGUUUAUUUGUUUGAAUCUUUAUAAUUCGGUGACGCUAUCCUUGACAUCGAAUUCGAGGCUGUUUUAAUAACACAAAAAUACUGCUCUCGUAAAUAUAAUAUGAUUAAUUGUUCAAAAGAGUUGGCUAUAGAUUUAUAUAAGGAGAAAAGAGAUUUAA
Messenger RNA from Diatraea saccharalis (sugarcane borer), 2571 nucleotides. Lineage: Eukaryota; Metazoa; Arthropoda; Insecta; Lepidoptera; Crambidae. The record is from the annotation of a GenBank genome assembly.